UAUCCGCUACGAUGUGGGAACACUCCUAAUGUAGUGUUUGAUGGUUUGACUCGGGAGAAACGACAGCUUUACCGCACCCACUUUGUUGUUUAUAAUAUUAUUAGCGUGCUGAGCUCGUGCUGUGGCCGUUGUGAACAAGUACAGGUCUACGUUUCUGUGUGUCGGUCAGAGUUUCUUCCAAGGGCAUCAUCAGUGAGCGACACGGUGCGGCAGUGAUGCGCACAGUUGACGGCAGGACACAUCCAGUGUGAGGGAGCGGGGUUUGUGCUCGAGGUUCCCGGUUUUCACAGCUUUUCUCGGUGAAAAUCGCCUGCUUUGCUUCCAGCUCCCUGACUGCUGCUGCUUCACCUGCUUUAGGAUGCGACGACGUCAUGAGUUGAUGGCGCCUGCUGCUGCUGACAGAUGUUGCUGUGCUGCAGUUGCACGGGCAUAAAUUCUGCGCAUGUACUGCCGCUCGCUGUGUUCUGCUCAUUCUGUGCAUUUUAUUUUAUUUUCUAAAAAAAAAAUCCACAACCUGUUCUAAAUGAUAAGUCCUCGCGCUGUGCUCGGACACAUCGCAACAUUCAUCUAAUUUUCGGUGUUGCAUAAAAUGCUACCUGGAUCUGCCGCAUCAAUGCUACCGUCUGCAGAAGCUGCGAAAUUGUACCAGACCAAUUACGUCCGCAACUCCCGCGUCAUCGGACUUUUAUGGGCCAUCUUCACGAUCCUGUUCGGCAUCGUUAACGUGACCAUCUUCUCGCAGCCCUACUGGAUCGGGGAUGGCGUGGACACGCCGCAGGCCGGAUACUUCGGUCUGUUCCACUAUUGCAUCGGAGACGGAAUCUCCAGAGAGCUGGCCUGUCAGGGCAGCUUCACCGAGUUCGCCGCCAUCCCCUCCACUGCCUUCAAGGCCGCCUCCUUCUUCAUCGGAAUGUCCAUGAUGCUCGUUGUAUCCUGCAUCGGCUGCUUCAGCCUCUUCUUCCUCCUCAGCACGUCCACCGUCUACAAGAUCUGUGGCUGGAUGCAAGCGGCAUCAGGUGCCUCUCUGGUGCUGGGCUGUAUGAUCUACCCUGACGGCUGGGACAGUGAGGAGGUGCGGCGGAUGUGCGGCGAUAAGACAGACAAAUACAGCCUGGGAGCCUGCUCAGUGCGCUGGGCCUACAUCUUGGCUAUUAUGGGCAUCCUCGAUGCUCUCAUCCUCUCUUUCCUGGCCUUCGUCCUGGGGAACAGACAGGACGGGCUCAUGUCAGAAGAGCUGCUGGCUGAAAGCAAGGAGGGAGGCAACGCCUAAUUCAAUCUGUACAGUCCCUGAUUCUCCAUGUGUCUGUUUUCAUACUAGUCCCUUGACAUCAGCAUAGAGGGAGGAGGCAGUCCAGGUCUGUGGAGGAGAGGAAAAGUAUUCAACCAGCCAGCCUGCCUUUUACAUCUACCUGCCAAAAAAAACAAAAAACCCAGUGUAACACUACUGAUGAAUCCAUUCUGCUCACAGUUCCCACGUCAUUCCCAGCAGUUAGAUGGAGCCCAGUCUUUUAUCCCAUAGUGUCCAUGGAGCUAAGACUUGCACAACAUCGCAUAGACAAUAGCAGGGGUAGAGACUGUUAUUCUUAUUGAGAUGUGUACGUGAACUUCCCACUGCCGACUGGAGAAGGCACAAGGUUGACACCUGCAGUACGAGCACAGCCACACAAACACAUUAAACACGAAAGGCACCUCCCUCUUAUCCACUAGAGCGACUCUGUAUACUGCAUACAUAACAUUCAAUACCAACGCCACACAUUAACCAGUUGUAAUAACAAAUAUUAGUAUAUGUUAACACAUUAGGCGUGUGUAUCAAUGUCAGAAUGUGUCAUGUUUUCCUUUGUGAAAAGAAGAAACGGCUCAGUUCCAGAUAACGCUGGGUUACUGUAAAUCUAUUGUGUUUCAUAUGUAAGGUUUGACAACGACAUGACUCUUCUCUCAUAUGCUCCUUUGUUCAUCCCCAUUUACUAGAAAAUACGAUAUUUAAGACUGUUUUAUAAAAAGAUUAUCACCAAAAAGAGAGAGGAAAAAAAAGUAUUUACAAAGUAUGUACAGUGAAUAUUAACAAUGUUUUAGAACUUUUAACAAAACCCAUCCAAUGCCCUGCUAUCUAACUUUGCACAGAGCUUCAGUUUGAGGAAAUAAAAUAAAAAAAUCUGA
Molecule: messenger RNA, 2157 nt
Organism: Solea solea (common sole)
Lineage: Eukaryota; Metazoa; Chordata; Actinopteri; Pleuronectiformes; Soleidae
Product: LHFPL tetraspan subfamily member 3 protein-like
Exons: 4
Coding region: 590-1270 (226 amino acids)
Biological process (GO): sensory perception of sound
Cellular component (GO): plasma membrane
Source: RefSeq, a predicted model, not a curated record